AUUUAGACUCGCACAGGCGCCGCCCACCCCGUGACGUCGGUCCUCGCCUCGCUCUGAUUGGCUUUCAGCGGAACGGCUGCGUGGCGGCUUCAGCAGCUGACGAGAGAAACUCCUCAAACUCCUCGAGCAGAAUGACUUCCGCUUUCCUCUAGAGCCCCGUCUUCACGAGUCAUGCAGCGGCAGAAGAGCGCGAGCAAGCCGCAGGACGGGGAGAAGCGGCGGCGGCGGCGGAGCGAGGACGAGGGGCGUUCGGUGGCGUUCAGCCCCGACGCGAGGCUCUGCGUCAGUCUGCUGUGUCUCUCGCUGUGUCUCUUCAUCACAUGGCUGCACGUCCAGCAGAGCGCGACGCUCGCGGAGAUCUCCCAGAAGUACGAGCGCCUGCGCGGGCUGGAGGAGACGCUCUCCGCGGUGUCUCUGGAGCUGCAGGCCUCCUCGUCCUCCGUCAGCUCCGCGCUCCAGUCCUGGGCGGCGCUGCGGGCGGAGCAGGAGGCGUCCGAGCUCCUCCUGCGGUCCCUGGCGGAGCGCGCACGGAGCCUGACGGAGGCGCAGCGGAGCCCUGAGCCGGAGGAGCUGCGGAGGCGCUCGCGGGCCGCUCACGGGAGCGUGGCGCAGCAGCUGAAUGACGCCGAGGCGCUCCUCCAGGCGCUGAGCCGCCGGCUGCAGGAGGUGCAGGACGGGACGGCGAGGAACGGCCGGGCGCUGGAGCGCAGCGAGGAGGAGGACGCCCGGCGGCUGAGCGACCGGCUGGACUGGAGCGACGACGCCGUCUCCAAGCUCCUGCGGCAGCUGCGGCGUCUGGAGGAGCGGGGUCUGGAGCUCCGCGGGCGUCUGGACAGCCGCGCUCCUGUCCGCACACACCUCCCCGCCGCCGAGGACGCCGUCCGCUCCGUGCUCCGGCUCGGCGCGCGGCUCAGCGCCACCUACGGCCGGCUGGAGGAGCUGCAGGAGCGGGUGCGGAGCGCCGAGGAACACGUGAGCGGAGCGCAGCUCGGGGACUGACUCCUACCGCCGGACGACGUGCGCACUGUGACGCUACGGGAAAUAUUUCAGGACGUUUCUCGAUGUUUAUUUGAUGCGUGCUUGCCGUUUCAAAAACAAACAUUUAAUCUCUAGCAAAACGGUAAGAAACUGACACCCGAGAUGUAUCAGAAGUAACAAAGCAUAUAUGGCUUUUUAUUGGACGGGAGGUGCUCUAAUUUUGACGAUGAAUUGGUUCUUGGGAUUUAUUUAGUAAAAAUAAGAAUCGAGAAAUCAGUGUUUGUUCAGCCAGUCCUAGUUUGUACAGGAGAACAGUUAAACGUUAAAUGGAAGGAGUCUCCUUUUAAAUAAGUUCAAGGAGAAUAAAAUGUCAGAAUCUAUGGUCAUUCAGUCCUUCUGAACCGUACGUAUUAAAGCACACGAAAGAAUAAGUACAUACUAGAUUUUAUUGCGUUUUAAAUUCUUGAAUAUAACUGAAGUCAUGGGAAAAAAUGAUAUUUUUUUAAUGUAUUGCCAAACAACAACAAUUCGGAGCUGCGUCACACUUACUGUUUCGAUGCUUGAAAACCCUUGUCAUGUUGUUUUUAUUUGUAUUAUUAUUAUUAUUAUUAUUAUUAUUAUUAUUAUUUUGUCUAUAGUAAUCAACCUCGUGACACAAAUGUUUGUAUUGAACCUGGGGCCGGUUACAGUCUUUUAAAGUUAAUCAUGAAAAUGUUUUUACAUAAAGAUAGACUAGCCUUACAUUACCUCAUUCCAAAAAGUCCAAUGUUUAAUAAAUCUAAAUGUUUACAUUCGCACUACACGUGUCUUGCUGUGCAAUUUCCCUUUUAUAUAAUAAAAAAAUUCAAAAACCAAAAUCUCUGAAAAUGGCAGCAUUUAUAUCUUGAAAGCUAUUUAAAUACAUUUUUGUCAUUUGGUUGUAACAUUUCGAGAUCUUUAUGUGAAUAUGGCAACAUUUACUUUUUAAAAGCGGUUUAAUUAUAACAUUUUUAAAGCCUGAGUUCGACUGGGACUGUGUUGUUGUUUGAGUAUGGUGGUUCUCCUCAGCCAAUCACAGCUCUCCCUCUCGUCGCUCUCAGCUUCUUGGUGAACAGGUUUGAAGAGGAAACUUCGGUGCUGAGAUAAAACUGAAUUCUUUCGAUGCAUUUAAGUUAUGGUUUUUCUGCAGGAUAUUAGGAUAUUACGUAAAGAUCAUGUUUCCUAUCAAAUCUUCGUAUGCAUUGCUAAGAACUUCGAAGGAGGUUUUCUCAAUAUUUAGCAAGAUUCCAGCCCAAUAACUCGUCUGCUCCCGUUCGUCUGAUGAAGUA
Messenger RNA from Puntigrus tetrazona (Sumatra barb), 2285 nucleotides. Its product is annotated as IKBKB interacting protein. Lineage: Eukaryota; Metazoa; Chordata; Actinopteri; Cypriniformes; Cyprinidae. The coding region runs from base 172 to 999 and encodes 275 amino acids. The transcript is spliced from 3 exons. The record is from RefSeq and is a predicted model, not a curated record.